CCCAUGUCAAUUGAUGCCGAAGGAUUUGUUGGCUAAAAAAAUGAAUAAGUAUAGGAAAUGCAAAUGGGCACUCAAAUCACAGCAAAUUCUAUCCCAUCAUUCUUGUCGAAUUUUGCUUAACGUCAAACCAAGCGCGCGCUGAUGUUUGGCAGUUAUUUGAGAGAAGAGAGAUAUACUAUGCAACAUUCGGUAAGGUUAUAUUAAAACAUUGUCUGUUUGUGUAACUGAUUCCAAUAAUAACUCACGUCAAGUUGUCAAUCAUCUCGUAAAAGGGAAAAAAAAAGCAGGUAUACGUGAUCUCGUGGCUGGCGUUUGGGGUCCUGGUAAUCCUGAAGACGGAUUCGAGUUAAGAAUGGAGCGAAGAUCGUUUAAAGGACAGGCUGUCAACGGCUGAAAUCUACAUUUAUGCUGGAAUUCAAUUUGAAUCGUCUUCGUGCCGCUCGUUUCUUUCUGAUCUGCAGCAAGGUUCCAGAUAUUCCAUUCGGAGACGAAAGAUAUAAUCGACACGAUGGCCGGAGCAAUUGAAAUCUUUUUGUCUUUCACUUUAAUGUGUACUGUCAUUUGGGCUUGCGAAGACGGCCAAGUCGACCACCUGACGGCGAGGCAAAGUUUGGAUGAGCAACUGCAGACCAAUUUUUACCCCACCAAUCCGUGGAUGUUUCCUUACUACUACAACAUCCAGUCGCGAUUGCCAUUGGCAGGGUAUGCUGAAGCGGCCCGGAUACCCUUUCACCGAAAGCCACCAGGCUAUUUCGCCAAAAUCGAUGUCAAUGACGGUCAUAGACAAGAAAAUCGUUUAGGUUUUGGCAAUUCGGGUGCCAAUCUGUUCAGCAGUCUAUUCACCCCACCGAUCCGACCAUUUAGGCCGUUCGCCAACCUCGUCAGCAGGUUUGAAGCCUGUACAUCAUCCAGUGGCGACGCCGGAAUCUGUACAUCAGCUUUGGCCUGUUCCUUACUUUCUAGAAAGCCUAGUGGUUCCUGUAAUCUGGGCAGAGUCUGCUGCGUCGAUGUAGUCAACAGUUGUGGAGGUACGGUGACUUUGAACAACACGUACUGGCAAUCUUCCUCUACUCCGGUUAAUGCCCCUUCCACUUGCGUAAUGACCGUUCGCUUGGACAAUAAACUCGUGGAACAAGCUUCGCCUAUUUGUCAAAUUCGGCUGGACUUUGUUUCGUUCGCGAUCGCCCAGCCAACAGCCGGAACCUGCACGGACACCUUCCAAGUUGGUGGAUCAACAACUGUGGCUCCUACCAUUUGUGGUACCAAUGCCGGACAACACAUGUAUCUCGAUGUGCCGUCAUCUGCUACUUCUCCUACCGAUGUCCAACUCAUUUUCAAUUUCGCUGGAUCAGCUACUCGUUCAUGGAACAUCAAAAUAGCGAUGCUACCCUGUGGGGCCUCUUACCUAGCACCUCCGGAUUGUCUCCAAUAUUUCACUGCCGGAGCAGGUCAAGUCAAAUCGUUCAACUGGCAAGACUCCGCUGCCCAGCAACUUAAUAACCAAAAUUACAACAUUUGCUUCAGGACUGAACUUGUUGCAUCAGGAGCGAGAGCAACCCAGCUGUGCGUGUCAACUUGUACGACGGCGAUCGCUGAUGUUGGCUUUUUGUUAACUGGUGAAGCCGGUGACGAUGCUAAUUUUGGUACAGGGAAGGACAAAUGCACUUACGAUUUCCUUGUCAUUCCCGGUGGACAGGAUCAAGCUAGCCCCUUCCCUUUCUACGAUCGUUACUGUGGUGGCGCUAUCGGCAAAAUUUGCACCAAAAUCAGUCCCUUUAGAAUGAGUAUCGGAACUGACGGCAUUGAAGACACCACCAUUGAUGCGACUAUAGCUACAGCUGCGCAACCCGAUUCUAUGACUGUUGAAGAUAAAGCCAAUACCGGAUUCUGUCUUGCCUAUCAAGAACAAGCGUAAAUCUGGUGCUGGACAAUGCCCAACAUUUUCAUUUUACCGAAAG
Molecule: messenger RNA, 1958 nt
Organism: Daphnia pulicaria
Lineage: Eukaryota; Metazoa; Arthropoda; Branchiopoda; Diplostraca; Daphniidae
Exons: 10
Coding region: 509-1915 (468 amino acids)
Source: RefSeq, a predicted model, not a curated record